ACAGGGCCUCGCCUCUCAGCGGUGAAGUGGCCAAUCCUGAGUGUAACCGUUAGUGUCGGUUGGAGUUUCGGUGCAGAGUGUGAGGGGCAGCGGCGUUCUCCCGGGAGCCCAGGAGCUGUGGCCACAAUGGGAGAAAUAGAAGGCACGUACCGCGUGUUGCAGACCCCAGGCGCCCGUCUAGGUACCCAGAGAACCACUGGCAUUAGUACCCUAGAGCCAGGACAAACCCUCAGCACGGCGCUCUCUUCUUCACCCACCAAGGCCAAAACUCUGGAUUUAUGCUCCUCUGUACUUCUGCUGGAUGGCACUGUGCUCCCUGUCGAAGUUGGGCCAAAGACCACAAGCCAGGCCCUGCUGAGCCAAGUGUUCACUCAUCUCAAUGUGGUGGAGACGGACUAUUUUGGCAUUGAGUUCCAGACGGCACAGUCUCAAUGGGUGUGGUUGGAGCCGCUGAAAUUUGUGAACAAGCAGCUGCGCAAACCAAAAAAUGCCAAAAUGCGCCUGGCUGUGAAGUUUUUCCCACCUGACCCAGGUCAGCUGCAAGAGGAGUAUACAAGGUACCUUUUUGCCAUGCAGAUCAAGAGAGACCUUGCAGAGGAGCGACUGGUGUGCAGCGAUAAUACCACCGCACUUCUUGUAUCCCUGCUAUUGCAAUCUGAAGUUGGGGAUUAUGAUCAGAAUGUGGACCAGGAGCAUCUGAAAAACACAGAGUAUUUGCAGCGUCAAUAUUGCCUUGAGGAGCGUAUAUUAGAGUGUCACCGGCAGCACCUUGGUAUGUCGCCUGCUGAUGCAGAUUUUCAGAUCCUGGAGAUUUCCAGACGGCUUGAGUUGUAUGGAAUCCGUUUUCAUCUCGCGUCUGAUCGUGAAGGUGCCAAAAUUAAUUUGUCAGUGUCGCACAUGGGAGUGUUGGUUUUUCAGGGUAACACAAAAAUUAACACAUUCAACUGGUCAAAGAUCCGUAAGCUGAGCUUUAAAAGACGACGCUUCCUUAUAAAGCUGCACCCAGAAGUUCAUGGCCCUUAUCAGGAUUCCCUAGAGUUUCUCCUUCCCAGUCGGGAUAUGUGUAAGAGAUUCUGGAAAAUUUGUGUAGAGUAUCACAGCUUCUUCCGUCUGCAGGAUCAACCAAAACCCAAAUCCAAGCCAGUUCUUUUGAGCCGCGGCUCUUCUUUUCGGUACAGUGGACGAACGCAAAAACAACUUAUAGAGUACGUGCGGGACACCAGCAUCAAGAAGCCACCAUGUGAAAGGAGACACAGCAAACCCAGAGUGUCCCCUAGCACUGUGAUCCCUAACUCUCCAAAGCAGAUCAUCCCUUUCACUGAGAGUGUGAGGACUUCUGUUUUACCUUCCUCCCUUAUCCUGUCCUCUUUUUUCAACCCUCCUGCCUCACCCAAACAAAAAGACACAACCAGAAAUGAGCACAUCUCUGCUUCUCAGUGGCAAGAGGAACCUGGCCGACGAGCUCAAGAGAACGCAGGAUCUUCAGUUCACUCACCAUUACAAGGUGUUUCCCCCAACCCAACCCCUUCCUUGCAGAAUAAACAGGACCCAGGAAAAAUCCUGGAUACUGAACAUGUCCAGCAGGGUGAGGAUGUUAGGCUGUGGGUAUCAGGGGUUUCUGAUUCACUUCUUUUGACUGAAGAAUUUAUAGAUGAUGAUCCAGCAGACAUCUCCUUUAGUGGAGGAGCAGAGCUGUAUACCUAUGGUGAGAGUCUAGAGUCACCUGAUCAUGAUGAUAUCCCACCAGAAGAGUAUUUUCUGGAUGGGGUGGAUGUGACAGAUUUCAAUGGCAACACAAGGUCAACUGAUGCUAAUGAGUUAUUGGAAAUGAAAGCUCAGGCAAGUCGCAUGCAAAGUUUUCUAAACCCAUCAGAAAAUGGAUCCCUAAUCCAUUACCGCUCUGAAACCGGCUCCCUGGUUCACCGUCGCUCUGAAAGCAGUUCCCUCACAAACCUCAAUGGUAUCCCUUCAUUUUCCCGAUCUGCUAACCACUCCACUGCCAGCUCAAUGAUAAAUUUUCCCGCCUGCUCUGUACGCUCGGAAUCCAGUUCGGCUUUCCAAUUUGGAGAUAUAGCAGACCAGCUAGAACAGCUUAGCUACCCUCCAACGACCACUGAAGACUCUAGCAGCUCUGAAGACGACUCCUGGGACUCUGAAGAUGAGACUCCAAUUGAUAUGAACUUAUUCUUCAGCAAUCCACUGACGCAUUAUACCAAUUUUAAUCAACUUGGGCUGCUGGAUAAGAAGGAUGCUCCUGACACGCUCGCAAUCGGUUCAUGGCUAAAAUCCAUCCUGAGAGACAAUGUGGACUAUCAGCUCACUGAAGGAUCAGGGUGUCACUUGUCUCCAGUAACGCUCAGGCUGCCCUCCUCUACUUCCCAGCCUGGCAGGUCUCCAUUGAUGAGCCCAACGUUAAGUGACAGUGGUAGUGCCAGAGCUGAUGAUGUGGAAGAAACUUCUGACAAGAUGGAUGAAGCCUAUUAUAUCACCAAGGAAAUUCUCAGCACGGAGACUUCUCAUCUAAAGGAUAUUGAGGUCAUAACUUUGUGGCUGGAGAAGGCGCUUAGUAAAGGUGGAGAUCAACAGGAAACGCUAGAGCAUCAGAUGAAGCCUCUCUUUUCUUGCAUGGACCCCAUACGGCUAUUUCACCAGGAAUUUUUGCAGCAACUUGAGGAUAUCCUAAGCCUUUGGGAAGGGGGAUCUGCACGUACCAAAGAUAUGCAAAUUCUUGGAGACUUCAUGCUUCGGAAUAUGACUGCCUUAAGGGCCCUCCUCCCAUCGCUGCACAAACUGGAGGAAGUCUUUUUGGAAAUGCAGAGAAGAUGUCCUGGGAAGCAGGAGAUGGAUACUCUGCUGCAGGAGUUUGAACAGCAGCGAGUUUGUUACCUGCCUUUCAGCUGCCUUUUGCUGAAGUCUCUUCAGCGGCCUCUACAAUAUGAGAAGCUGUUGGAGAGAUUAUGCCGUCACUAUCCGCCAUCACACCAUGACUAUAACAACUGCCAAAGGGCCUUAGGAGAAGCCAGUGCAGUGAGUUCUCGCCUCCGGCACCGCCUUCUGCACCUCCAGAACUUGCAGAGACUGGACCAGUUAGAGAGAGAUCUGCUGGGAGGAGAACAUCUUUCAUCACCGGGGCGGGAAUUUAUCAGAGAGGGCUGCCUAUACAAGCUAACCAAGAGUGGUCUGCAGCAGCGCAUGUUCUACCUUUUCUCGGAUAUGCUGCUAUAUACACGGAAGGGUCUGAGCUGCACCAACCAGUUUCGGGUUCACGGACGGCUUCCACUACAUGGUAUGCUGGCUGAGGACAGUCACAGCUCUGUCCCACACUGCUUUACUAUCUACUCUGCACAGACGACCAUAGGAGUGGCUGCCAGUUCUCAGGUGGACAUGAGGCGCUGGCUGGAUGAUCUGAAUGCGGCUAUUAGUCGGGCUCCGAGAUACAGUGAACUUUCUGCCCUAUCGCUACAGCAGCCAGUUCUCCAGGCCCCAGGGCAGAACCAUCAUCCCAACACACUCAGCCAUGUUUGCUGGUAUCGAAACCAGAGUGUGUCCCUGACUGAUCACAUCACUAUGAUGGAGAAUCAGCUCUCGGGUUACUUGCUUCGUAAGUUCAAGAACAGCAAUGGCUGGCAGCGGCUGUGGGUGAUCUUCACCAAUUUCUGCCUUUACUUCUAUAAAACGCAUCAGGAAGAUGCUCCACUUGCCUCAUUGCCGCUGCUGGGAUACACAGUUAGUGUCCCGACCUUCUCUGAUCCUGUCACCUGUUGCCACGUCUUCAAACUGCAUUUCAAGUCACAUGUAUACUUCUUCAGAGCGGACAGCGAAUAUACAUGGAGGCGGUGGAUGGAAGUGAUCAGGCGUGGAGUGAGCUCCCCAGGGAAAAUCGGACACUUAGCCGAGGAUGGAAUCAUUGUUGAUUGACCCUAUGACAAACUAAUUACAGCUUGCAGUCAGGACAAGUAUAUACAAGAACACAAACAGGCGUUUUGUAAAGGAUGCAAAGAAUGGAAUGUGCACUAGGAGAUGUUAAUAGAAAUUACUAAAGAGCAAAAAUAGAAGAAGAAGAAAAUCCCUUUAUUGUCACUCAGUGGGAAAAUUUUGGCAUAACAGCAGCAAUCACAUUCACA
Molecule: messenger RNA, 4124 nt
Organism: Bufo gargarizans (Asiatic toad)
Lineage: Eukaryota; Metazoa; Chordata; Amphibia; Anura; Bufonidae
Gene: FARP2
Product: FERM, ARH/RhoGEF and pleckstrin domain protein 2
Exons: 29
Coding region: 127-3918 (1263 amino acids)
Cellular component (GO): cytoskeleton
Molecular function (GO): guanyl-nucleotide exchange factor activity
Source: RefSeq, a predicted model, not a curated record